GUGAGUUCACCAAAGAGGUUCGACCCAAACAACCACAAAUCCACCUUUUCUCAACGUGAGAUGAUGUUGGGAUGAAAGGCAGCAUCUGACCUGCUUCUUGGAGCUUCUCUGGUUGGAAAAAGAAAGAGCCCGAAGCAUCAUCUGAAGAGACCCGACUGAGAGCACCAAAAUGGGGUAUGGACGGUCGGACAGCUACCGCGUGGCCACCACGCAGGACAAGGAUGUCAACGAGUCGCCCAAGAAGAAGGGAGGCAAGGACCUGGACGACCUGAAGAAGGAAGUGCCCAUCACGGAACACAAAAUGUCCGUUGAGGAGGUUUGCCGGAAGUACAACACUGAUAUCGUUCAGGGUCUGACCAACGCCAGGGCAGCGGAGUACCUGGCCAGGGACGGCCCCAAUGCCCUGACCCCUCCCCCCACCACCCCUGAGUGGGUCAAGUUCUGCCGUCAGCUGUUUGGUGGCUUCUCCAUCCUGCUGUGGAUCGGCGCCAUCCUCUGCUUCCUGGCCUACGCCAUCCAGGCUGCUACCGAGGACGAGCCCGCGAACGACAACUUAUAUCUGGGGAUCGUGCUGUCGGCCGUCGUCAUCAUCACCGGCUGCUUCUCCUACUUUCAGGAAGCUAAAAGCUCCAAGAUCAUGGAGUCCUUCAAAAACAUGGUUCCUCAGCAAGCCUUGGUGAUCAGAGAGGGAGAGAAGAUGCAGAUCAACGCAGAGCAGGUGGUGGCAGGAGACCUGGUGGAGGUGAAGGGUGGAGACCGGAUCCCCGCUGACCUUCGCGUCAUCUCCUCUCACGGCUGCAAGGUGGACAACUCGUCCCUGACUGGAGAGUCGGAGCCCCAGACCAGGUCACCUGACUGCACCCAUGACAACCCUCUGGAGACCCGAAACAUCACCUUCUUCUCCACCAACUGUGUUGAAGGAACCGCCCGCGGGAUCGUUGUGUGCACCGGUGAUCGCACCGUGAUGGGUCGGAUCGCUACGCUCACCUCCGGGCUGGAGACCGGAAAGACUCCCAUCGCUAAAGAGAUCGAGCACUUCAUCCACAUCAUCACCGGCGUGGCCGUCUUUCUGGGCGUGACCUUCUUCGUCCUCUCCAUCAUCCUGGGGUACAGCUGGCUGGAGGCCGUCAUCUUCCUCAUCGGCAUCAUCGUGGCCAACGUGCCUGAGGGGCUGCUGGCCACAGUCACAGUGUGUCUGACACUCACUGCUAAGCGAAUGGCUCGUAAGAACUGCCUGGUGAAGAACUUGGAGGCGGUGGAAACCCUGGGCUCCACCUCCACCAUCUGCUCCGACAAGACGGGAACCCUGACCCAGAACCGGAUGACCGUGGCCCACAUGUGGUUCGACAAUCAGAUCCAUGAAGCCGACACCACCGAAGACCAGUCUGGUUCCUCCUUCGAUAAGAGCUCUACCACCUGGGUUUCUUUGGCCCGCAUCGCUGCGCUGUGCAACCGCGCCGUGUUCAAAGCGGGUCAGGAGUCUUUACCCAUCCUGAAGCGGGAGGUGGCCGGCGACGCCUCCGAGUCGGCUCUGCUCAAGUGCAUCGAGCUGUCCUGUGGUGCCGUCAAAGCCAUGAGGGACAAGAAUAAGAAGGUGGCCGAGAUCCCGUUCAACUCCACCAACAAGUAUCAGCUCUCCAUCCACGAAACCGAAGAUGAGAGCGACAAUCGCUACCUGCUGGUGAUGAAGGGAGCGCCGGAGCGGAUCCUGGACCGCUGCUCCACCAUCAUGGUGCAGGGCAAAGAGCAGCCCAUGGACGACGAGAUGAAGGAGGCCUUCCAGAACGCCUACCUGGAGCUGGGAGGACUGGGAGAGCGAGUGCUGGGUUUCUGCCACCUCUUCAUGCCAGAGGACAAGUACCCUAAAGGUUUUGCCUUCGACACCGAUGACGUCAACUUCCAGACGGAUAACCUUUGCUUCGUUGGCCUCAUGUCCAUGAUCGACCCUCCCCGUGCCGCCGUACCCGACGCUGUGGGCAAAUGUCGCUCCGCUGGCAUCAAGGUUAUCAUGGUGACCGGCGAUCAUCCAAUCACAGCCAAGGCCAUCGCCAAAGGUGUGGGCAUCAUCUCUGAGGGCAACGAGACGGUGGAGGACAUCGCUGCCCGUCUGAACAUCCCCGUCAGCCAGGUUAACCCCAGAGACGCGAAGGCCUGCGUGAUCCACGGCACCGACCUGAAGGACCUCUCUCAGGAGCAGAUGGACGACAUCCUGAAGAACCACACUGAGAUCGUCUUCGCUAGAACGUCCCCCCAGCAGAAGCUGAUCAUCGUAGAGGGCUGCCAGAGACAGGGAGCCAUUGUUGCUGUGACGGGCGACGGCGUCAACGACUCUCCUGCCCUGAAGAAGGCCGACAUCGGUGUUGCCAUGGGGAUUUCUGGUUCUGACGUGUCCAAACAAGCCGCAGACAUGAUCCUGCUCGAUGACAACUUCGCCUCCAUCGUUACCGGAGUAGAAGAAGGGCGCUUGAUCUUCGACAACCUGAAGAAGUCCAUCGCUUACACCCUAACCAGCAACAUCCCAGAAAUCACCCCCUUCCUGUUCUUCAUCCUGGUGAACAUCCCGCUGCCUCUUGGAACCAUCACCAUCCUCUGCAUCGACCUGGGAACCGACAUGGUUCCCGCCAUCUCUCUGGCCUACGAAGCAGCAGAAAGUGACAUCAUGAAGCGCCAGCCCAGGAACCCUCUGAGGGACAAGCUGGUGAACGAGAGACUCAUCAGCAUCGCCUACGGACAGAUCGGGAUGAUCCAAGCUCUCGGGGGAUUCUUUGCUUAUUUUGUGAUCAUGGCUGAAAAUGGUUUCCUGCCGUCCCAGCUGGUCGGUAUCCGGCUGAACUGGGAUGAUCGCUCCAACAACGACCUGGAGGACAGCUACGGGCAGCAAUGGACCUACGAGCAGCGUAAGAUCGUGGAGUUCACCUGCCACACGGCGUUCUUCGUCAGCAUCGUGGUGGUGCAGUGGGCCGACGUCAUCAUCUGCAAGACCAGACGUAACUCUGUGUUCCAGCAGGGCAUGAGGAAUAAGAUUUUGAUCUUCGGUCUGUUCGAGGAAACGGCUCUGGCUGCGUUCCUGUCCUACUGUCCCGGGAUGGACCUGGCCCUACGGAUGUACCCGCUCAAGCCCAGCUGGUGGUUCUGUGCGUUCCCGUACAGCUUCCUCAUCUUUGUUUACGACGAGAUCCGAAAACUCAUCCUUCGCCGAAACCCUGGAGGCUGGGUGGAAAAAGAGACGUAUUAUUAAAUUAUCAAAGCAUCAUUUACCCCCCCCCAUUUAUACUCUGAUCAUACCAGACGACUAUGUUUACUCCUCCUUCAUCUCUUCAUCUCCUCUUCAUCUCCUCUUCAUUUCCUCCUAAAGAAAAACAAACUGCCACGACGACGAAGGACCAGCAGCAGAGGGGGGGGGGGGCGGCUCGUGUGUCCCCCCUGUCCUCUCCGUCUCUCUGUCCCGUUUUCUGUCCAGCUCUAAUCUGCCAGGAUGCUUUUUACUCUUGUUCUGAUUAUUUUUGCUCAAAUAAAAGAUUAAUCAGAAUAAAAGUGACUGUUUCGCUCCAGCGGGGGGCGCCAGGAUCAGCUCCAGCUCACUGCCAUGUCCUGAUACCCCCCCUCCCCCUACUCACUGCCAGUAUCCACUGCCACCCCCCACCCCACCCCGUGUGUGUCACUGAUGUGGUUUUUUAACUAAAUUAUUUGUAAAAGUUUUGUGUUUUUUUUAAGUUUGGUUUGAGAGCUGCUUGUUUUCAUUCAGACAUGACAAAGCACACCGCCCC
Messenger RNA from Nothobranchius furzeri (turquoise killifish), 3767 nucleotides. RefSeq names its product ATPase Na+/K+ transporting subunit alpha 3a (gene atp1a3a). Lineage: Eukaryota; Metazoa; Chordata; Actinopteri; Cyprinodontiformes; Nothobranchiidae. Gene Ontology annotation, molecular function: ATP hydrolysis activity; P-type sodium:potassium-exchanging transporter activity; ATP binding. The record is from RefSeq and is a predicted model, not a curated record. Gene Ontology annotation, cellular component: plasma membrane. Gene Ontology annotation, biological process: proton transmembrane transport; potassium ion import across plasma membrane; intracellular potassium ion homeostasis.